Molecule: messenger RNA, 1752 nt
Organism: Aspergillus tanneri
Lineage: Eukaryota; Fungi; Ascomycota; Eurotiomycetes; Eurotiales; Aspergillaceae
Product: indolepyruvate decarboxylase family protein
Exons: 2
Coding region: 1-1752 (583 amino acids)
Biological process (GO): fatty acid alpha-oxidation
Cellular component (GO): peroxisome
Molecular function (GO): magnesium ion binding; catalytic activity; thiamine pyrophosphate binding
Source: RefSeq, a predicted model, not a curated record
AUGGCGGUAGCAACAGGGGCUCAACUGGCCGCCCGGACUCUGCGCGAUCUCGGCGUUACUGUGAUCUUCGGCAUCGUAGGCAUCCCCGUGGUGGAGAUUGCCGAAGAAGCCAUCAAUCUAGGGAUACGUUUUGUGGCGUUUCGCAAUGAGCAAGCCUGCAGUUAUGCUGCGAGUGUCUAUGGAUAUAUGACAGGACGACCGGGAAUUGGAAAUUCCUCUGCGAACAACCUUCCGCUUCUGGUUCUCGCUGGAUCGGUCGAGACCACCGCCAUCACCAAGGGCGCUUUCCAGGAGAUGGAUGCCGUCUCGUUCCUCACUCCCCACACCAAAUUUGCAGUGCGCUCAUCGUCACUGGACUUCAUCUCGGGUGCCAUCAAGAAUGCAUACCGGACCUGUUGGUAUGGUCGCCCUGGACCAACCUUUGUGGAUUUACCUGCCGAUAUUAUCCAGGGAAAAUCCACCCCUGGAUUCCGCCUGCCAGCGCCGGAAACCAUGCUGGUCCCUGCCCCGCCCAAGACGAGUGGGGAUCCAGCAUUGAUCCAGAAGGCUGCCAAGCUGCUGCGGACGGCUCGCUCACCGUUGUUGAUCGUCGGUAAAGGCGCUGCGUAUGCGAGGGCCGAAUCAGGCAUCGGCCGAUUUGUGGAGCAGACGCAGAUUCCUUUCCUGCCGACCCCGAUGGGAAAGGGUGUUGUGCCUGAUUCACAUCCGCUGAAUGCAUCCAGCGCUCGUAGUGCAGCACUCAAACACGCAGACGUGGUGUUAGUCCUGGGCGCUCGGCUAAACUGGAUCCUACACUUUGGAGAACCACCAAAAUGGUCUCCCAAGGCUAAAAUCAUUCAGGUGGAUAUCUGUGCCGAGGAAAUUGGACGGAACGCGGGUACAGCGGAACUCGGCAUCAUCGGGGAUAUUGGACUGGUCGUGGAUCAGAUAUUGACAUCGUUGUCCAACUGGCGAUAUGCUCCUUCUCCCGUGGAGGGACGGUUUCCAUCCCUUCUGGCUGAAUCAACCGCGAAGAACGAAGCAAAAGUGCAGAAGGCAGCUCUUCUUCCCACCCCCGCAGACUCUCCGUUGACGUAUCAACGGGCUUUUGAAAUCAUAAAGAGGACUCUCAAUUCACUGAGCCCGCCUGACGAAGGGAAUAUUGUAUAUGUCUCUGAGGGUGCUAAUACGAUGGACAUAUCCCGCUCGGCAUUUCCUCUGAACCAUCCCCGCCAGCGUCUUGAUGCCGGUACCUAUGCUACCAUGGGCGUGGGAAUGGGGUACAUCGUGGCCGCCCACGAGGCAUACAAUGCUGUGCAAGGGUCUUCGAAGCCCAAAAAGAUCGUCGCCCUGGAGGGAGACAGUGCGUUUGGAUUCAGUGCCAUGGAAGUAGAGACCAUGGCACGAUACCGCAUUCCAGCCCUGAUCUUUGUGAUGAACAACUCGGGCAUCUACCACGGGGACAGUCCGAAUGAAAACGCAUGGAAGACCUUGCAGGACCAGACCGUGUUCAAUGAUACAAAGUCGGACGAUGGCAAAAAGGGUCUGCGUUCUACCAGUCUUCUUUACGAAAUGCGCUAUGAAAUGUUAGCGCAGAUGUGCGGUGGCAAGGGAUAUUUCGUCCGGAGCGAGCAGGAGCUGGAGAAUGCGACUCGACAAGGAUUCCUCAGUGAUACGGUAACCGUGGUCAAUGUCAUUGUUGAACCUGGCAUUGGCAAGAAGAUUGGAUUUGCAUGGCAGGGAAAUGUCCCGGAGAGUCAAGCUAAGUUAUAG